AUGGAUAUACAAAUGCUUCUUAAGACCCUACUUACAUUGUAUCUAGGGGAAGGCCUCGAAAACUUUGCGAAAUUCAUGAGUUUUUUUUGACAAUGACAAGAUUGCAUCUUGGAUUUCUGGAGAAAGACCUGGCAGAUCGUUUCGACGUCACUCAGCAGGAAGUGUCAGAAAUUUUUUCAACCUGGGUUGAUUGGAUGUUUGAUUGCCUUGGGCAACUUAGCUUUUCUACAGACAGGGAAUCCAUAAAAAGACGUUUAUCGGAAUGCUUUUAA
This is a messenger RNA of Porites lobata, 272 nucleotides long. The record is from the annotation of a GenBank genome assembly. NCBI's taxonomy places the organism in Eukaryota, Metazoa, Cnidaria, Anthozoa, Scleractinia, Poritidae.